GGGGUGGUCCCAUUCGCAAGCGAAUGACGGCAGCCAGGAAAUCAAGGGUUGGUUCUGAGGGGCAAACCAUAUCACUUGGGUUACGUCUACCUUUACCACUCUAUGUGUGUCUGUGACAAUCAUGAGUCAUUCCUCUCCAGAAUAACUUUUAAAAGUGAGAUGGGGCACGACAAAGAAGAUUGCUGUCAUCUGCCAUGGCGAAAUGAUCCCCCAGCUUCCCCCUUCUUUUCACAAUGACAAUUGCAUGGCUGCAUUAGCAGUUUUCGGUUAUUAGUUGCCUUUGCGGUAUGCUUCAGGUCAUUGUCCAUCUGCACUGUGAAGCUCAGUCCAAUUACUUUUGAAGCAUUUGCCUGAAUGUGAGCAGUCAAUAUCGGCGGAAACACUUCAGAAUUCAUCCUGCCGCUCAUCGAGCUGGCAUCUGAUACACACGUAUGACAAGUUUAUUGAAUUUAUGACCCGAGUAACAGUAAAAUCACCAGCAGCAAGCUAAUUCUUGCCUCAUAUUCUGCAGCUAUAGCUAAUGGAUUUAUACUCAAUCCAACUGCUACAUUAAUGCAGGGGUACUCAACAUUUUUGACACCUGUUGAUUUGAAAACAAAGCCAUGAUUCUGUUUUAUGUAUGAUAUCUGGAUUUUCUGCCAUCUAGUGGAAGAGAAAUGUCUGUCACUAUCCAUCCCCGUCGUAAUAAGAUGAGAAUAGCUCCCGUUUAGUUGUAUCCAGUAGUGUAUUACAUGUGCGACAAACCAACACAAACGGAAAACACUCGCAAGGAUCACGGAGAAGAAGGACGAUAAAACCGAGGUUGAACUUUAUUUGGAGGAGGGGUGUAAAUUUGGUGCAAAUACAUUGCUCAUUGCAAAAGUAUGUAUGAGCAUUUACUCUAAUGCAUAUAUCAUACUUGCAACGUCAUUUGUUGCUUAUUUGUGAAAUUUGGGGGUUAGAAUACGAUGAAAUGAGGAUUGUGGCGAGAAUAUGAAUGCGGUGUGUUUUCGUAAUUUCACAUUUGCAAACAGGUAAGCAGGUCAUGACGUAGCUGACACCAGGCAGCCCCCACCCCGACGCCCACCCACCGCCGAGCUUGCCUCCCAGUUGCGUCCGUCUGGCCGCCCCGGUUUCUGCUCCGGACUCUUCUCCCCGUUUCCUCCCCGAACCCCUCACUACCAGACUGCCUCCCUCGCUUCCACUGCCCCGGCUCCCGCAAGAACCCCCACUUCCCACUCCACCCCGAGCCCCGUCUCCCGCCCACCCCUCCGCCCGGUGAACGCACCAGCGCGCCCCCGGGUCAAAACAACAUGACGGGCAUCGCCGCCGCUUCCUUCUUCUCCAACUCCUGCAGGUUCGGAGGCUGCGGGCUGCAGUUCGAGUCUCUCGCCGAGCUCAUCGUCCACAUCGAAGACAAUCACAUCGACACAGAUCCUCGGGUCCUGGAGAAGCAGGAGCAACAGCAGCCCACCUACUUGGCCCUCAGCUACAUCAACAGGUUCAUGACUGACGCCGCGCGGCGUGAGCAGGAGACCCUGAAGAAGAAGGUCACGCCCAAACUCUCGCUGUCCAUCACGGGAGCCGUGUCGAGGAACAGCACGGCCACGCCCCCUCGCCACACCAGCGGCAACCUGACGCCGCCGGUCACGCCCCCCAUCACCCCUUCCUCCUCCUUCCGCAGUAGCACGCCGACAGGUAGCGAGUAUGACGAAGAGGAGGUAGACUACGAGGAGUCGGACAGUGAUGAGUCAUGGACUACUGAAAGCGCCAUCAGCUCCGAGUCCAUCCUCAGUUCCAUGUGCAUGAAUGGCGGGGAGGAGAAGCCCUUUGCUUGCCCCGUGCCGGGCUGCAAGAAGAGAUACAAGAACGUGAACGGCAUCAAGUACCACGCCAAGAACGGCCACCGCACGCAGAUCCGUGUGAGGAAGCCGUUCAAGUGCCGCUGCGGGAAGAGCUACAAGACAUCCCAGGGCCUGAGGCACCACACCAUCAACUUCCACCCGCCCGUCUCCACCGAGAUUCUGCGCAAGAUUCAAGGCUAGACCUUGAAGGGCUCCCUUGAAAAGGUCCUCACCUCACAGUAAAGUGCAUGCUUUAAGGUCUUUUUACACGACUAUUUACGUUUUCUAUCCACCUUAUAUAUCACGCGUAUUUCCAAAAGUAUAUCUUUUGUUUUAUUUUGAUUGUACAUUUGCACAUUUCGUCUUUGCUAUCAUCAUUUGAUUUCUCGGUUUGACUUGCAUAAGGUGCUUAAAGAAGUUGAGUGCAAGCAAGCCCAGCCCCCGCACGAUGACGAAGUUACCCGUCAGUCUCCGAUCCAAGUCAGGAAACGCCUUGACUAUUUUGCUUUGUUUGCUGACUUUGGAUUGGUGGCCUCACAGGAACUUCUGGGGUUCUGCCUAAGUUCUAUUUGAAAUGGGUAUGUUGCUAUAUAAACAGUAGACGCAUAUGUAGUUGUGUAUAUAUAUAUAUAUAUAAAAACUAUAAGCUUAUUCACAAGCAUUAUCCAUGAAUAGUUACCUUUUAUUUGCAAACUUUAUUUUGUAUACAGUAUUUUAUUGUCAGUAUUUUGACUUGAAUAGUCUGAAGUUUCAUCGCUAAUAUUUUUCUAAUACUCCGGUUCAUGUUCAAUACUUUCACGGCUUAUUAUGGAGCCCCAGAUAUGACAUGACAAAGUCAUUUAUUAUGAUGUAAAUUAUGGCCACAAUAUGCAGUGAUUUUUUUUUUUUACUUCAGCAGUCUUUAUGACUUUGUUAAUUAACUAAGUUGAAGUGGAUUGAGGAGCUUCAUUUAAACAAGAGAAGUGUGUUGAUGCCAUCUUCAUGUAUCUUGGUGCCAAAUGAAUCAUGUUGAAGUGAAGCAAGACGCUUUUCUACCAUCUUGUCGCAUCGUGGUGCCAAGGCACUUUGUAGAAGUGAGUUGAGGAACUCCAUUUUGACAGUGUUUUGCUGCCAUAAUGCACUUUCUUGGUGCCGUGUUAAACUUUGAGGUGCUUCUGGGGUUGAGGAGCCCCGUUUGGACAAAAGUAUUGCUUUGCAGCUAGCUUGUGGCAUCUGUAUGCCAAGGGGUUUCAUCCAGACUAUGGUAGUGCUUUGCUGCCAUCGCUAAGCGAUUGCCGACCUUCUUUGCGGAGGGCGUAAAUUAUUCACGCUCUCUAUCCCCGUGCAUAGAAAGGAACACUUGAUAAAGAAAACUAAUUUGUGACAAUGGAAUACGAAAUUGCUAAGACUUGUGGAUCCAGAAUUCUAAUUUAUGACCACAAGUUAGGUGCAGGGCGGGCUGCUAGUCGAGUGGUUAGCACGUCGACUUCACAGCGCAGAGGUUCAAUUCCAGCUCCGGCCUCCCUGUGUGGAGUUUGGAUGUUCUCCCCAGGCCUGCGUGGGUUUUCUCCGGGUCCUCCGGUUUCCUCCCACAUUCCAAAAACAUGCAUAGCAGGCUGAACACUCCAAAUUGUCCCGAGUGCGAGCAUGGAUGGUUGUUUGUCUCUAUGUGCCCUGGGAUUGGCUGGCAACCGGUUCAGGGUGUCCCCCGCCUACUGCCCGAAGACAGCUGGGAUAGGCUCCAGCACCCCCACGACCCUAGUGAGGAUAAAGCGGUUCGGAAGAUGGAUGAAUGGAAGUUAUGUGCAACAAAUGCACAAAACACAAAUUUGGGGCCAUAAAUUAAGUGUAAUGUGCACACAAAAUACAAAUUGAUAACAUGAACAUCAUUCCUGAACAGUUGGUAAGCAAAUCGUGCGCACUUUCCCUUGUAGGUUUUUGGCAAGGGAGCGCUCCAUUUGCUUACCCAUAUGUUCAUUUUGUACAUGGGAAGCUAAACAUAUAGAGAAAGUGUAUUGUGCCCACAUUAUUUCUCUAUUGCGCGCAGAAUUUUCCUUUUACAAUAUGCUCAGUCGCAAAUUAUCUUGCGUCCACAAUUUAAGUUUCGCAAUGUCAUAUCUGGGGCCCCGUAGACCGCCCCCCACCCCUUUCUUCGCAUACAGAGCGCCUUGUUGGAUGUGUCAUUCCAAUUGCAAACAUAUUAUUUUUUUUUGUUUUGUUUUUUUCCAUGACGGUUGCCAACAGCUCUUCACUGCCAAACAUCCACCAUACCGUGUGCCUGAUUGGGGUUGGGUGGGAGGGGAGGGGAAAAACAACAGGGCGGCCAUAUCUGUGUGUUCGCCAACCUUAAAAAAAAAAGUGGGUGUACAUUGAAUGUUCUCAUGCAUGCACUCUGAGGUUGAUUUGUACUUAAAAAAAAGAAGAGAUUACAGUAGCAGCGGCAACCUGUUCUGUGUGUUGUAAAUGACAGCAUUCCAGGUGCGUGCGUGUGUGAGUGUGUGUGUUGCGAGUCUGUUUGCAUAUCAAGACAUCAGCCUAGAGUGUUCUUGUGUCGUUUUUGUGUAUGGAUGUCAUGUCUCUGUGCCAGGUCACUCCUGUGGAGCAGGCAGGACAGUAGUGGUGUUAAUCCCUUACAAGGAUUCAUAUUGUCACUCAAUGCCUCUUGAGGAGAGGGGUAGGGUGCUGGGGGGGUGGGGGUAUCAAGAGACAUGAACCACAUGAUCAAAAGAGCAUUGUUUGCCAUGGGUCGUGACAUUUGCACUCAUCCUCCACUCUUCUUUUGUGCAUUAAGAAAAUUCCUCUCCAUGAUCCAGAGCAGCUGUGUCAUUAAAACUCGUCAUGGUAACAACUCCAAACAUGGACCAAUUGUAGGACAGUAUUCCACACGUCGAGUAGGUGGGUGGGGUGGGUGCAACCCCCAGACGCGGGAGUCCCAUAUUUACAAUGUACAGUGAAUGUAUCGUAACAUGUCCUUUCGUUAAGUGCUUUUAAAUUAUAUUUUCGUAUGUAACGUGGACAUAAGUGUUUUGUAUUCAGUGGGGGCUGGGGGGUACUGUCUUUCUAUAUAAAAGAGAAGCUGCUUCAAUGUAAACAGGUACCCACCUGGAAAAAUAAAAUGCAAAAAUAAACGGUCACAUGCA
Molecule: messenger RNA, 4942 nt
Organism: Hippocampus zosterae (dwarf seahorse)
Lineage: Eukaryota; Metazoa; Chordata; Actinopteri; Syngnathiformes; Syngnathidae
Product: juxtaposed with another zinc finger protein 1
Exons: 5
Coding region: 1293-2024 (243 amino acids)
Cellular component (GO): nucleus
Source: RefSeq, a predicted model, not a curated record